CUAUUCACUACAUAGCUAUACUCUUGCUACCAUCGCCAACGGUAUACCUUUUCGACGCUAUGGACGUCAAUUUGAUCCUCAACAAUCAUGGCGGCGGUUCGGGCAAGGCGGAAUUGGAACGCAGGCGAUCUAUGGGUGCAGUGCUUCAUCUUACCGAAGCGAAUGAUCUGCAAAGACUCGAACAGCGACGUCUUCCUCAUGAGCGAUUGCUUGGAUCCGAACUGCAGCUCGAAUAUGCCUCGUUGAAGAAAUGGGCUGGAGGAAGCAAGUGGAUCACGGAGAGCGACCAAGAUGCUUGUCAUCUGCUUCGUAUCCCGCAAAAGGCGCUUCAGAGACACAUCGCCACAAGUAAGGAACGUGAUAUUGAUCAGACUGCUGUGAAGAGACCCGUCGUGAAGGAAGAGGACGAACAAUUCGCAGCAUGGAACGCCCAUCGGUGGGGCAUGUCCUACGUCAAGACCAGAGCUGGCAAGAAGUUCAAGAUGCACGACACUUUCAUCGACUUGUUCCGACCUCAUUAUUCCGAAGACCACUCACUCCACGGUUCCUCCUGCGACGAAUCCCCCGACAUCAAACCAUCCUUCGACAAUAUCUCUCGCAAUGGUACAUCCCCCGACUUUGACAUCAAACCAUCUCCCAAAGAUCUCCCUCGCAACUCUCCUCUACAUGACUCAGCUCUUUACGAGACUACCGACGUCAAACCCCCAAUCAACAGGAUCUCUCGCAACGAACUAUUCCAAAACGAUUCCCGUCACCACAACCCUCCUCCCACCGCUGCCGGACCCUCUCGCAGAUUCGGCGGACUUCCUCCCCUCAGCAAAGGCACGCCCCAUCAUGUCAUUCUGUGUGACUAUCCGAUCCUUCUUGUCUACAUCUAUCGCGUCCUGCAAUCGGAACAACCGACCGAACCUUCUGGCCGAAGAUCGCAGUACAUCGAGAUGACUGACGGAUUGAGUUUGAGCUAUGCUCAAGAAGCGUACUGCAAGAGGGUUAUGAACGUAGUCUACAGGCAGAUGAAAUUCGCCUGGACUCGUAUUCAGAAUCCCAACAAACAAGUGAUCAAGACGAAGACGAAGCCAAUGGGAAUCCAUGCCCUCAAGAAGCAACAAAGGGGCCGAAACUAUCUCGCUAGACGAUAGAUACACCGAUCUCCUGACAUAUACUCUCUCUAAGUACGUCCACUAUUUUGGCACGAGUUCAGUAGUUCUCACAACGUCUGAACAGCAAUCUUAAUCCCGGCAGGACGUCCUGAAGCGGCUGUCGAGCCACGAGUGACGGGGUUGACAUUGUGCGCAUCGGUGGGAGCAAUGAUCGAGGGCUCGGAGUGCGCGUUCUGAGCAUGGUUACGCUAUGACGGCAAAGGCGUGGGAUAUGCACGUCUUUCGUGUGGGCCCGGAAUGAUUGUGGUGGUAGAAGAGGGCUGGAGCCGAGGCUCCGCAUGCCGAGAGGGAUCAGAAUGUCAUGCAAGAGAAGGCAU
Messenger RNA from Filobasidium floriforme, 1477 nucleotides. RefSeq lists its product as uncharacterized. NCBI's taxonomy places the organism in Eukaryota, Fungi, Basidiomycota, Tremellomycetes, Filobasidiales, Filobasidiaceae. The transcript has 4 exons. Bases 60 to 1139 code for a protein of 359 amino acids. The record is from RefSeq and is a predicted model, not a curated record.